AUGAAAGCCGUCAAUGUAAGCUUUAUGUCCAAUGCCAAAAUUCUCUUUGCCAGUAUGAAUUUACCAGAGAAAUCUACAAUUGGAAAGUUAAAAGAAGGACUUAAAAACAAAAUUGACGUUUUUCAUUACGGAGACAUUAUUAUAAUAGAGCAACAAGCAAAUGGAAACUUUGACGUUCUCGAAGAUACUAAAACUAUCGGCUCAAUUAGUGCAAAAGGCGAAAUUAAUUUGAAAGCCAUGCCUCGCUUUGUUUUAUGCGGUUUCAAGCAAUGCGAAACAUAUUCUCAAAAGCAAAUAGAUGUUUUGAAGCCAGUAUUCCACAUUAUGUUCGACGUUCUUAAUGACAUUCCUCUAGUUUAUUUAAUGGGCUACCAGUAUCAACGCGAAGGCAAGAAAAACAUUGUUUACAAGAUGCUUUCAUACUCCCUUCCAUUAUGCGUUCAAGGCUGGUUCCAUGAUACAUUAUUUAUCGUUCAAAAAAUUCCUCCAAUAGAUAUUUGGAAUUAUCCUGAAACAACAAUCGCAAAUUACUUAGAAAACUUCAGACUUGCAAACAAAAUGUCAAUUUCGGCUUAUUCUCUCGAUGCUUGGGGUAAAAUCGCCGCAUUUCAAUUUUUAUCAGAAAAAAUACCUCAAAUUACAGAAACAUACGUUCGCCAGAAUAUAUCGCGUUGCGUACCAGUAGAAGUCAAGAAUUCUUCCGAAAGCGAAUUGAUAGAACGAACAAUUUUUCAUAUCAGGAAAAACAAAGUUACAGAUCCUAAGACAGCCAAGCAAUACUACUUCAAUACAAUUAUCAGUGACGGUUGCCAGGCCGGUUUCAUGGAAAAAGUCAAGUUUAAAGUGGUCGGAGGAUUAUUUUACCAAAGAAGGUAUAUUUACAUAUCCCAACAGCGCGUUUACAUUACCAAAGACUUGUCCACCAAUAUUGUCGAUGAAGAACUCACUACUUACCUCAGAAAAACGUAUUAUGAUGGCGAAAAUUUAAUUGUCGAGUUUGACUCGAAAGUUAAGUGGGCCAUGAAGACCAAACGCGCCAAGAUCAUCAAAACCGCGAUCGAUGAUAUCAUUACAUGCAAAUUCGCCGACUUUGUGAUUCCAGAAUCGAAAAGUACCGAAUUUGACAUCAAAAUCAACGAUCCAUCCAAAACAGACCAGUUACCAAACAACGAGGAAGAGAUUGCUGUUGUUGCUCCCAUUCAUAAAUUGGCAGAAAACGAGUUUGAUUCGAUAAGUUCGACAGAAGAGAGUUUGUUUAAGAUGUCAAACCCAGGAUUGACAAUUUCGCCAUCACUACAAUCAAUAGGUGCUGACGAAGAGUCAACAAAGUCAGGAAACAAAGUUAGAAAUCUAAAAAUUGUUCCGAAAUGCAUUCCAAAGUUUAAGAUUCCUGAUCCGGAGACAUCCAAUGAUUCAAUUGAUGUUAAACUCAAAUCUAUGAACGUGAUUUCUAUUGUUCAACCAGUUGAAGAAAAUAUUAAUUUAUCUGAAGAAGAAAAAGUACUUCCAAGCGCUGAGGAUUUCUUCCAAUACACAGGAUAUGAAGAAUUCACUAACAACAAGGCGCUUCUUCUCUGGCUUUUAUUCUUUUCUUUCAUUAUCUCUGUAACUAGAUUCCUUAGUGGAUCUUCUAAGAAAUAA
Molecule: messenger RNA, 1641 nt
Organism: Trichomonas vaginalis G3
Lineage: Eukaryota; Parabasalia; Trichomonadida; Trichomonadidae
Exons: 1
Coding region: 1-1641 (546 amino acids)
Source: RefSeq, a predicted model, not a curated record